AUGGAACGAAUCUUUCGAUUUUUGAGAUGCAACGACGCACAACGUCUUAUGUGCGUGUCUUACCAGCUGAAAGGAACCGCCGACUAUUGGUGGAAAGCAAAGCAGAAAACUAUGACCCCGGAGCAGUUAGAUGAACUCACUUGGGAGCUUUUUAAGACUGCUCUGUGUGAGAAGUUCAUACCCAGAAGCUAUAGGAAAAAGAAGGAAAUGGAGUUUACCACCUUGAAGCAAGGGAAUAAAACUGUAGUGGAGUACGAUCGACUAUUCUGCGAUCUGGCCCGAUAUGCACCGUAUAGAGUGGAUACGGAUGAGAAGAUGUCCGAGUUGUUUUGCGCCGGACUGCGACAAGAGAUAAGAGUUGUAUUGGCAAGUCAAACGGCACUUUCCUACGCCGAGGCCUUGAACAGAGCUCUAGAUAUGGAGCUAGCAAUGCAACCAGAGAAAACAACACACACACCAACGCCUCCAUCAGCUCAAUAUACGCAAGUAUCAAACACUCCCUACUCUAACCAAGGACAGAAAGGAAAACGCAAAUGGGAAAAUCGUGGAAAUGAGGGUAAAAAGCCAUGGCAAGGUCAGAAUGUCCAGGCUCCAUUCGUGAAAGGCGAUAAAUUAUUUUAUGGUGGACCAGCGACCUCACACCCCGGACACCAAGGGAUACCCCCUUGUCCUAAGUGCAAAAAGUUACACACAUGA
This is a messenger RNA of Salvia miltiorrhiza (redroot sage), 696 nucleotides long. RefSeq lists its product as uncharacterized. The transcript has a single exon. Bases 1 to 696 code for a protein of 231 amino acids. The record is from RefSeq and is a predicted model, not a curated record. Lineage: Eukaryota; Viridiplantae; Streptophyta; Magnoliopsida; Lamiales; Lamiaceae.